Molecule: messenger RNA, 835 nt
Organism: Syzygium oleosum
Lineage: Eukaryota; Viridiplantae; Streptophyta; Magnoliopsida; Myrtales; Myrtaceae
Product: germin-like protein 9-3
Exons: 1
Coding region: 66-719 (217 amino acids)
Cellular component (GO): cell wall
Molecular function (GO): manganese ion binding
Source: RefSeq, a predicted model, not a curated record
GCCAAGCUAGAAAGCUAGAACUCAAGCCUGUCUUCACACAAAGAACACAAAAGUCAGUCAUUUUUAUGAGCUCCAAAGUGUCCAUCAUGGCCAAGAAUGAGCUCGUCGUGGCAUUAGUCCUCAGUUUGUCCCUUUUUGGCUUUACAAGCGCCGGCGAUCCCGACAUUCUCACCGACUUUGUGGUCCCCCCGAACGUCAACAUCAGUAACAUCGAUGGCAACUUCUUCACCUUCACCGGCAUGAGGUCUAUCUUGGGGUCCAAUCCCCCGACCGCGUUUACAGUGACCAAAGCAAGUGCAAAGGAGUUCCCCGCUCUGGAAGGGCAGAGCGUCUCGUUUGCAGUCCUCCAAUUCCCGGCCAGCUCGGUGAACCCCCCACACACGCACCCCCGCGGAUCGGAGCUCCUGUUCCUCAUAUAUGGGUCGCUGCAGGUUGGGUUCGUCGACACGACCAACAAGCUCUUCACUCAGACCCUCCAAGCUGGUGACAUGUUCAUAUUCCCCAAGGGGCUUGUCCACUUUCAGUACAAUUUUAAUCAGACCGACUCUGCGGUGGCAGUCUCCGCGUUUGGGAGCGCAAGCGCGGGAUUGGUAUCGGUCCCUGUGGCCGUCUUCGAGACCAACAUCGACGAUGGGAUCCUGGCUAAAUCUUUCAAUACUAAUGUCACCACCAUUCAAGCACUGAAGGCUGGCCUUGCACCCCCACCCACCAAACCAUGAGAAAGAGAGUGCGAGGGAGACAGAGAGAGGUCAACUUCUAAUAAAACAAUGUGAUCUUUAUUCCUGCAAUUUAUAUUUUGAAAGCUGAAGUGUUGAAAAUCACUGAAUAAAGCAAG